Molecule: messenger RNA, 4284 nt
Organism: Anopheles marshallii
Lineage: Eukaryota; Metazoa; Arthropoda; Insecta; Diptera; Culicidae
Gene: Ptp52F
Product: phosphatidylinositol phosphatase PTPRQ
Exons: 6
Coding region: 1-4284 (1427 amino acids)
Biological process (GO): protein dephosphorylation
Molecular function (GO): protein binding; protein tyrosine phosphatase activity
Source: RefSeq, a predicted model, not a curated record
AUGCUGUACGUGACUGUGCUUCUGGCUUUGUUGCUCGGUAGUGGAUGGACGUCACAACGAGGAAACGCCCAAGAAAUCGACCAUAUAAAUAAGAGUGCCUUACAGAACGAACAAUCGCUUCAAUGGAGGAACAUCGAGAAAGAAUAUGCUGCUAUGAACAGUUGCCAACCAGCAGCAUUGAAUAUUACCGUUUCAAAAUGGAUAGUAAACGUUGAAGAAUGGAGAGAAGAAAACAAUAUCGACGUGGUCUACGAGGUUGUUGUCCAUUACAUGAAACCCUACAACGCAGUAUCGGGCAACUAUACACUGUUUAAGGAUAUCGCACUCCCGGCGCACGAUAAGUGUAAUAUUGACGUGGUAGAAGUAUGUCGAACAGACUUGCAAAAAUCCAAUUGCGCGUGUGGACAGUGGAAACCAAGUUUUAAAACAGACCAAUUAAAAGUUUUGGAAAUUGCAAGUGAACGUAAGUCAUACAACCUAACAUGGCUAGUAGAAGGCGAGGAUUGUGUCGAUCGAUAUGAAGUAGUUCUGUCUGGUAAACCCCUAAGUACGAGGAAUCCUUACGUUACACUAGAUGGUUUCACAUUACAACAACCAUAUCGCAUUGAAAUCAAGGUGAUAUAUCAAAAUGGAGAAACGAUACAAAAAUAUAUCGAUAUAUGUGUAUAUGAUGCACGUAAAUCCGCAAGCUCAUCGCAGUGCAGCUUUGACUUCAGUAUACUGAUGGGAGAAAAUGAGACCUGGAAUAAUCCAGGCACCUUCAAUGCUGUAUGUAAGAAAUCGACUCCUGUCUCUUGUGUGCCGGUCAAUAAUCGUGCUUCAUUGGCUAAGAGGCCAUCGGCAAUCCGAUUCCUUGCAGCCACACCUGUUUCGCCAAAGGUUUCUGGCUUUCCGUCCAAUUGUCCUGUGCGAUCAAUCUCUACUUCUGGCGAUGUAACCAUCAGGCCACAAACGAUCGGACCGGUACGAGAUCUUCGUGCAAACACGGAUAUUGACAGAAGCAUCUUGUUGACAUGGCGACCUCCAAAGGUUGGUUCGCAUUGCGUUAAGGAGUACCAAAUCACAUGGUCAUCCGAAAGUCGGUUCAUUGAUGCAUCGAACACGACGUACAAUGUAACGGAUCUGGAGUCAUGUGCCACGUACCAGUUCACGGUACACGCAAUCGAUCAUUCCAACGAUAAAGGAGAGCCGGAAAGUAUUACCGCAACGGUGCGUGAACUCCAGCAGCUGUCCGAGGUGACCGAGCUGGAAUUGAACGAAGUAGAACCGCGAUCACUGUCCGUCAAAUGGAAACCUCCGACCAAUGGGAGUUUUUGUGUGGAGUCGUACCGCAUAUCGGCAUGGUACAAUGCACCCGAAACCGGCCAAGCCGUGGAAGUGUUCUCGAACACCACCAGCGAACAGCAUGUUAUAUUCGGCGAGGUGAUCGCUUGCAUGUUGUACACGGUGCAAGUUAUACCGAUCUCCAUCAGCAAGAAUGACGGUCUGAACGAGAUUGGUUCGGUGAGGACAAAGGAACGAACGAUCUUCUCCUAUCAUGUGGAACCAAUCCGCGCAAUAGUAACAAGCUCCCGCAGUCUGGAGCUUUCAACGAUGCUGCUUAGCGAGAACAAUAACAACUGUCUGUUGAUCAGUGUACAGUAUAAUUGUACCAUGAUGGUAGAGAACGAGCCUGUUCCCAACUCACAGAUUGUAAAGGAAUUCGUCAUCCCAAACUCCAAUACCAGUUUUGAAGGCAUAGUGGAGCCUUUGGUUCCGUUCUCGGUAUAUACGUGCAACGCUCGGAUUCAGAACAUAGCGGGCUGGAGCGAUCCAACAUCGUCAUUAGAGUUCAGAACGGCAGAAGAUGUGCCCGAUAGUCCAAGUUUGUUGGAGCUAGUUGGACAGAAUCGUUCCAUAGAAAUCAAUUGGAAAGCCCCUACCGUGAAGAAUGGAGUGGUUGUACGCUAUCGGAUACAUGUCCGCAUGAUCGAGCCGAUGUACAUACUACCCAAGCAGUGUACACCGUUGGAAGAGUUCAACGAAACGGUGGACCUGCGCGACGAAGUGAAUCCCGAUGAGGCACGCAGCUGGGAUGGAUUUGAAUUUCAGCACGUAGUUGCGACGUUGAAUCCCUACACGCUGUACACGGUACAGGUGGCGGCCGCUACGGGUGCCGGAUUGGGUCCGUAUACGGAGCCGAAAGAAGUAGUCACGCUGCCUGAUGUUUCCAACACAACCGAGAGCUUCCAAAUCGAUAAAAUCGAAGGUCCGGAGCUAGAUCAACCUUACAAAUCAUCGGUGUUGUUUUCCUGGAGUCUUCCUUGUGGUUUACACGGAAGGCUUACACGAUUUGUUGCCCAGAUGGAUGGUACUCGCGAGCAAGAUCCACCGCAUUCUAUAGAUUGGGAGGUUGGCAUUGGUGAAGAAGACGUGAUAAAUGAUACCUACAGCUACGUGGAAAGUCGCCUGAAGCCCGAAUACAACUACACUGUGUCGAUGAGGGUGGAAGUAGCGAACGUGGGUGAGCUCAGCCCAGGCGUGCAGUUACAGUUCUAUUCUCCGGCAGGAAUUCCGACGAUCGAUCACACGGAGGAAUGGUUCAAUGUGGAUGUUUUCGAAGCGCCCAAUCCCACCAACACGGCCCGCAUAGUGCUGGGCAACAUGACGCUAACGUCAGACUUUGGCAGUGUACGCUAUAUGGCACUGUUGAUAUCGGAACGGCUGUGUCAGCAGGAUCCAGUGCCCCGUACCGCCUUCAUCGACAACUCCGAAGAGCCCCAAUGGCCCGAGGUACCGGAUUGGUACCGGGCCACCAAUAUGCGGUGUGUGGAACAGUACCAGACGACACCAAAGUUUUGGAAUCCGAUGACGGGCCGUUCGGUGCGCGAGGAAAGACGGAGCGGAGGUAUAGAGUACGUCGUAGGCAAGGAUAGUUGCCAGGGGUGGGGAAAGGACAAUGUUCAGGACUAUUGCAACGGGCCGCUCAAACCAGGCACGGAGUAUGCGCUCAUCGUGCGAAUAUUCUCCCGCAGCGGUUACACCGAUUCAGAAAUGCAGGUGUUCCGCACGGAUUCGUUGAUAAAGGUAGGCCUCAUCGUGAGCGCUGUCUUCGGCUGUCUGCUGUUGGCGUUUAUCUUGGGGCUAGUGAUUGUGUGGCGUAAGCAACGGUUGCUGCUACCGGCUCAGCAAACGGGACGCGCACCGACGGAGGAACCGUCCGACAUUCCGCUGAAGAAUUUCCCAGCCCAGUGCGACGAGCUGUUCCAAUCGAACCGUGAAAAGGUUUCGAAAGAGUUCCAAGCGAUCAACUACUUCUCCGACUUCGCCCUCCAGGAGACGGUUAGCUUUCAGAGUGCGCGGGAAAACGAGCGCAAGAAUCGUUACAUCAAUAUCUUGCCGUUCGACUCGAACCGCGUGCUGCUGGACAGCAACGACGACGAUGAGGAUAUCGAAAAUGGUGUUAACGAUUACAUCAAUGCAUCGUUCAUCGAGGGAUACAAAUACCAGCGAGAAUACAUUGCAACGCAGGGUCCCAAGCAGGAAACGUGCAACGAUUUCUGGCGUAUGGUGUUGCAGUACGAGAUCGAAUCGAUCGUUAUGCUCACGCAACCGAUCGAUCACGAUAAGAACAAGUGUUGCCAAUACUUUCCACGUUUCAAUCAGUCCGUCGACUUUGGCGACAUACGGGUGAAGUGCACGCAGGAACUGAACCUAUCCUUGUACUACAAGCGUCUGUUUCUAGUUUCGAAGGGAAAUCUGACAAAGGCUGUGUUUCAUUACCACUUUCUGGAAUGGCCGGAUCACAGCUGUCCCGCCAGUACGGCGGAUCUGAUCAAGUUCUCCAAAAUAGUGCGCGCUGAGCGGAAGAGCUACGCCAUACCGCUGGUGAUACACUGUAGCGCGGGUGUCGGCCGUACCGGUACCUUCAUUGCGCUGGACAUCAUUCUGCAACGGAUGCAGCAGGAGAAGAAAAUCAACGUGUACGAUACGGUGAAGCGAUUACGCCGCCAGCGUGUGAAGAUGGUGCAAACGCUCGAUCAGUACGCGUUCCUUUACCAAUGCUGCCUGGAAUAUGUAUCCAAGAAUAAUCGUAAAAAACCAAAGACAAGCAACGUUGAGGUCAUCCGACGCGAUGAUAAAGACAAACCGUAUCCUGAUGUGAUUCUGGACGUGGAGCAGUUACGGGUCGCCGUAGGUAGCGGAGGAAAGCCAUUGUUUAACAUCAAGUUUCCAAAGUCCGUCAACGCUGGGAUAGGGAGCGCGAACAGCUUUGCUCCGAGCGAAAUUGAAAGUGAAAAAUAA